Molecule: messenger RNA, 2263 nt
Organism: Scylla paramamosain (green mud crab)
Lineage: Eukaryota; Metazoa; Arthropoda; Malacostraca; Decapoda; Portunidae
Exons: 3
Coding region: 399-827 (142 amino acids)
Cellular component (GO): extracellular region
Molecular function (GO): chitin binding
Source: RefSeq, a predicted model, not a curated record
ACGCCACACCUGUGCCAUCCGCCCCUCAGCACAAGACCUGCACCCCGUAACACCACUAGUCAGCCGUCCACCACCACACCACCACCACCACCACCACCACCACCACCACCACCGGGCCGCAGAGGAGAGCACAAGAGAAAGGAGACAGAAAAAAGGGCCACUUCACAUGCACAAGGCAAUUUAGGAGCCCCGCACCUGAACACAUCCUAAAAAACACCUUAAAGAACCCUUAAAGAACCCAAAAACAAACCUAAAACACCGCAAACCAAUCCUAAACACACCAAAACACCCCAAAACACAAAAAAACACAUCACAACACAAAACACACUAAAAAACACGAAACCAACCCAAACAACACCCAGAAACACCCCAAAGCACACCCCACAACACCCACUACCAUGGCCCACACCUCCUCCCUGGCCCUCCUCCUGGCCGUGGCGUGUCUGGCGGGCGUGGCCACCUCCCGCAUGGCUUGGGUCUUCCCUGCUGACUAUGAAUUCGUGGUGGGCCAGGUGGUGCAGCAGUUCACGUGCGAGGGGCGUCCCUAUGGCUACUACGCCGACGUGGACAACGCCUGCAGGGUUUUCCACAUUUGCCUACCCAUUCCUGACAACUCUGGCCAGGUGGUGCAGACAGCGCACUUCUCCUUCAUCUGCGGCAACCAGACCAUCUUUGACCAGGAGACCCUCACAUGCAACCACCCUGAGUACGCCUUCCCGUGCGAGCAGGCGCCCACACUCUACGACUCCCGCAACGCUCUCUUCGGCCUCGUGGACCAAGAGUUUUUAGGCCUGUCACUGCUGUCCCUCACUCCUCGGGUCCUCUGAAUGUGCUGUUUCCUCUGCAAUGAUGAAUGUUAGGGAUGUGUCGUGUUUCCUGUCACUGUCCUAGGAAGAUUUUUUUUUUAAUGUUUCCUCAGAUGCAAUACUUAGUUUUAAACUCUUUUACUGCUACUGUCACCUGCCAAUAUCCAAAGAAGUGAAAAAAAAGUUUGCAAGGAUAGAAAGAGAGAAAGAGAAACGAAGGAAUACCAGGUUAAUUUUGUUUCUUCGUGGCUAAGGCACUGUCUAAGGAAUACUUACAAAAAAUAAGGGCCGUUAAAUUUACAGAUAAUCAUGGGGGAAACUCGUCUAGCAGUGAAAGGGUUAAGAUUGUGUUUGUUUUCCCUAUUGCUCCGUCCUAGGAAGGUUUUCAUGUUUUCUCCUAUGCAAUGAUGAGUCUAAGAAAUGUGUUUGGUGUUCCCUCGGUUUUCUAAAAGGUUACGUUUUAUGUUAUUUACUGGUGAGUUUUAGAAGCGUGUUGCGAUUUUCUAUUACCGAGUUUCUGAGAACGUUAUCUGUUCCCUAUUGACUGAGAUCAAGAAAUGCAAUCCGUUUUCUAUCACUGAGUUCUAGGAAUGGUAUCUGUUUCUUACUGGUGAGCUGUAAGAACGUUCUCCGUUUUCUGUUACACUCAAACUGCCUUGUUGAGCUUUUGUAUAGAGUUCCGUUUGUGUGUCUGAGUGUCUGUGUGUCUGCUGCAUCCUUCUCCCGCUCUCUGUGUAAAGUUUGGUAACAUUAGUGGUUUUGUUCUGUUAUUUAAGAAUGUGAUCUCUUGCUUCCUCAUUCUCUUUAUUUUCACUGUUAUUUUCAUUUUCGGUUUUUAAUCUCCUUAUUUUUUUCUGUUUUGUUCUUUAUUCCUCUUCGUUUCUUUUCUUGGGUUUAUUAUUUCACUGUAAUUUUUCUCUGUAUUGAUUAGAAGUGCAUGUGAUCUCUCUCUCUCUCUCUCUCUCUCUCUCUCUCUACUCUCUCUCUCUCUCUCUCUCUCUCUCUUCUCUCUCUCUCUCUCUCUCUCUCUCUCCUCUCUCUCUCUCUCUCUCCUAAUUCCUUUCUUCCUUCCUCGCCUUUCUCUUCUUUUUGUUCCUUCUCUUCCUCUUGUGUACAUACAAAUGAAGGAGGAAGCGUGAGUGCGUAAUCUUAUACCUUUCAAUACCUUUCACUCCUUUUUUUCCCUCCUCCUCCUCCUCCUCCUCCUUCUCCCUCCUCCUCCUUUUUUUCAUGUAUGUCUGUAUCCUCCUUCUCUGUUUUCACCAUCAACACCACCACCUGCUCCUAUUCCCUAUUCUCCUCUUCCUCCUCCUCUUCACAAUACAUCUUUUCGUGAUAAUCAACAUUACUUUCUAUUUCUUUUUUUUAUACGAUCUAUUUUUUCUCUUUUUUUUUUCUCUCCGUUGUAUUGCAUGUGAGGUUUUCCCGGUUAAUGUUUAAUUUAUUAUUUCCAAGAA